ACAAAGACAAGAUAAAUAAAAAACAAUAUUAAAAAUAAUAGAAAGCGUGAAUUAUUUCACAUAAUUUUUAUUCAUAUACUUUCUAAACGUAUUAAUAAAUAAUGGAUCAAUACUUUGAAAGUUACGAAGAACUUGAUAUCCAUCAAUUAAUGCUAAGCGAUAAAACACGUGUCUUAGCAUAUAAAAGUGCUAUUUUUAAUUCAAAAGAGCAGUUUCAGGACAAAAUAGUAAUGGACAUUGGUGCUGGCUCAGGAAUAUUAUCAAUUUUUUGUGCCCAGGUUGGUGCAAAAAAAGUUUACGCAGUGGAAGCAAGUAUAUUAGCAAAGAGUAUCGACCAAGUGUCUAUUGAAAAUAACGUGCAGGACAAAGUUGAAGUAAUUCACAGUAAAGUAGAGGAUAUUCGUCCAGGUAGUUUGGAGAAUGUGGACAUAAUAAUUUCAGAAUGGAUGGGUUUUUAUUUGGUACAUGAAGGAAUGUUAGAUUCUGUACUUUUUGCUAGGGAUAACUUCUUACACGAGGAUGGUCUGUUAUUUCCAUCCAUUGCAAAAUUAUACGUCUCACCAUGUCAGAUACCUUCCAUGUAUGAAUUUUGGGGUGACGUGUGUGGAGUCAGUAUGAGGUGUAUAGGGAAAAACUAUAGAAAAAUUAAAUCCUUGAAGCCAGAAAUUUUGCUUCUAAAUCAAGAUGACCUUUUGGCAGAAGGUAAAUUGUUUGCUUGGCUGGAUUUGAAAUGCAUCUCCGUGGAAGAGAUAAAUCUAUUAGGUGGAGAAGAUUACGUAUCGGUAUGUGAAAAGGACGGGAGGUUUCAGGGAUUGUGCAUUUGGUUUGCGGUGGAAUUUCCAGAUGGUUCGGAACUGUCCACGGGACCUCGUGACAAGGCGACACAUUGGAAGCAAACCGUGAUUGUUUUGCCCGAAGAUAUAGAAGUGACAAACAGUGAACCUGUCGCCUUUAAAUUGGAAUUAAAAAGAGACACUUCAUAUCCGAGGCGAUACAACAUGGAAUUAAAUUUGUUGGAUGCGGAGGAACUGGAGCAUGAGGCUCCAUGCAAUUGUCACAUGACAAAAUGUAUCGUGACAAAACAGUACAUCUAUGAGUUGGAUGUAAGCGAAUCGCGUGCUGAGGAAAAUACUUAGGAAAAUAUUUUUGUACAUGAAAUAUAUUUUCAUUAAACUAUCUAAAUGACAAA
This is a messenger RNA of Solenopsis invicta (red fire ant), 1189 nucleotides long. It is a transcript of the gene Art8, whose product is annotated as protein arginine N-methyltransferase 6. The record is from RefSeq and is a predicted model, not a curated record. Gene Ontology annotation, biological process: peptidyl-arginine methylation. Gene Ontology annotation, cellular component: nucleus. Gene Ontology annotation, molecular function: protein-arginine N-methyltransferase activity. Lineage: Eukaryota; Metazoa; Arthropoda; Insecta; Hymenoptera; Formicidae. The coding region runs from base 102 to 1136 and encodes 344 amino acids. The transcript is spliced from 4 exons.